Messenger RNA from Drosophila teissieri, 653 nucleotides. RefSeq lists its product as uncharacterized. The record is from RefSeq and is a predicted model, not a curated record. The coding region runs from base 1 to 612 and encodes 203 amino acids. NCBI's taxonomy places the organism in Eukaryota, Metazoa, Arthropoda, Insecta, Diptera, Drosophilidae. The transcript has 3 exons.
AUGCGUUGUGCCCACUCCACGCACGACCAAUCGUUGGGUGACAGAGUGUUCGGAAGCAUGUCGGAGCAGCCAGAGAACACCAGCUACGAGCAGGAGUGCCAACGGGCGGAGCUGCUGGGCCUCCAGCCGCCGAAUCCCGAGGAAUUCGAGCGCAAGCGGCAGGCGAGAUUGGAGCACGAGUUGGCCGAGCAGGAGGCCGCCGAGGCGGUGCUGUUGGAGCAACAAGACGAGAGCCUGGGCAAUGUGGGUGGCAAGCUGGGCGAGCUCAAUAGCAUCCUGUCCAGCACGCAGCAGAAGCUGAAUCGCUUCAAGCAAACGGCCUGUGGCAGUCUGACCAACAUCUUUGCCCGUGGCAGCUCGGGCUCGGUGGAUCUAUCGGCGGGCAUUGGCAGAUCGGGCUCAAUCGCCAGCCAGGAGGAGCGUCCUCCUGUCCAGGAACAGCCGCUGGCCAAGCCACCGCCGACGGCUGCCGAGGUUAGCGCCGCCAAGGCGGCCAAGCAGAAGCGCAUGGACUCGCAGCUGGACAAGCUGGAUGCGCUGAUCAACCAGGCGGACAACGCUCAGAUAGCCAUGAGUGAGCAGACCCAGCAGAUGCGUCGCCUGGCCAAGUGAAGUGCCCCCAUCGAGCAGGUGAUGCCCAUCCAUUGCCAAUC